AUGCCGACAAGCCCGCAAACCAGUCCGACAGUGAGCGAAGAGACGAGUGAUGAUACGUCAUUGUUGUCAAGGACGGAUAAUAAUGUGGAUUCUUUAACGUCGAGCCAAAGAUCCGCCAAGAAUCCGAAUCGUUCUGAUCGCGACUCGCCUUUUAGUCACACAAGUGCCAACGAUCUGAAACUCCAGUCUCUUGAAUCCGCUACAUCGACGCUUAAUCGGUCUUCAGCUGAAUCCGUAUCCUCCACGCAACAUUCAUUGCGUGACGAUUCAUCUGCAACUUGGAGGAGUUCUCUAAGACGGAUCGUGAGCGUUUUAAAUCUCGCACAGAGAGAAAAGAGUCCCGCUGAGAAACUAAAAGAGCAGCAACUCCGAGAAGCUGGCAUGUUUCUCACCAGACCGGAAAUAUGUCGACUACCUCUCAAAAGUAUGCCAAGCUUUUGCCUAUCGCUUAGCGGCUGCGGUUUCCUUGGAUCAUAUCACUUUGGUGCUGUGAAUUGUAUGCUGAAGAACGGACAUCACAUAAUCUCUCGACUAGAAAGAGUGAGUGGAGCUUCUGCUGGUAGCUUGGUAGCAUCUCUUCUGCUGCUUAAUCCUGAAAAGCUUGGACUGGCGCUCCAAGUACUGUAUAAAUUAGGAGAUGAACUCAAUACUUUGCGGUUUGGAGCACUCACUCCAGGCUAUUACUUGAAUGAAAGGUUGAUUAAGAUAGUCGACGAUUUUCUACCGCAUGACAUAUCGCCAGCACAAGGAAGAUUAUACGUGUCGCUCACUCUAAGAAAAGAAAAGACCAAUAAACUUGUUUGCAAUUUUUCAAGUAGGGCUCACUUAAUACACUGUUUAAUGGCAAGUUGUUAUAUACCAAUGUACUCGAUGGGUUAUGGCGCUGAAGCACCUGUAAUUGAUGGCCAUGCUUACAUAGACGGUGGAUAUACAAACAAUUUACCCGAUUUCGAAGAUAUCCGGACAAUAACUAUCUCACCAUUCUCUGGUAAUGCCGAAAUUUCACCAACGGAUGAAGAGAAUUUCUUCGAUUGGAAAAUGACAGUGUGCAACCAAACGAUGAAUGUGAAUCUGCAAAACAUUGUCCGAGGAGCACAGGCAUUGUUUCCACCAGCACGUCCUGUUCUAGAAAGUUACUACGAAGCGGGUUUCAAAGAUGGCUUUCAGGUUCCUUAUCAAGCAUGA
Molecule: messenger RNA, 1185 nt
Organism: Ostertagia ostertagi
Lineage: Eukaryota; Metazoa; Nematoda; Chromadorea; Rhabditida; Trichostrongylidae
Source: the annotation of a GenBank genome assembly